AUGGAGGAAUAUGACCGGCCCCUUGAACACCUUCACGACUGCACGAGGAAGGCUGAGGGUUUUAAAACCACCAAGAGACAUCCUUCUCUUAAAACUCUUGAGCUGAUACGCGAGCGUGGAGUAGCACGAGCCGCAGAGAACCAAGAAGUCACGUCCAAGCUCGCAAGGCUUUGCAGAGAGGAGAUAAAGGAAGACCUCAAAGAGAGAAAAGCAAAAGUGCUGGUUGAAGCUGCAGAGGCGAAGGGGAUGGAGAAUAUCAUCUACGACUUCUACUCUGAUCUCUUCGACACCUACGUCCACUUGCCUCCUGACCAUCUGAGGGAAGACAGACAUGUCAUUCCAGAAGUUCUCCCGUCCGAAGUACUACAUGCUAUUAUGUCGGUAAGAAAUCGUACGGCACCCGGUUUCGACAGAAUAAAACCUGAACACCUGAGGAACCUUCUGCCAGUACUCAUCAAUACCCUGGUGAGGCUCCUUACACGUUACCUGUCGAAAUACAAGGUUCCUAAACCGUGGAAGACCAAGGAGGCCGUGUUGUUGUAUAAAAAGGGAGAUCCACAUGACAUCGGCAACUAUCGCCCAAUCUGCUUACUGAUUGAAAAAGUCUUGGAUCAAGGACAGCCAUGCAAGCAAGCAAGGUUUCGAAAAGGAUUCAGCUGGGCUGACCACAUUCACACUGUUUCGAAACUCAUCGUGGUGUCACGAGAAUGCAAGAUACCGCUCUGUCUCACCUUCAUCGACUUGAAGAAGGCAUUCGACACAGUUGAGACGGAAGCGGUCGUGGAAGCCUUGGACAACCAAGGUGUCCCUACUAAGUACAUAAAGGUGCUUCGAGAGUUGCACAGCAACUUCACGACCGGAAUUUCGCCAUUCUACAAGGAUAUCAUCAUUGACGUGAAGAGAGAGGUCCGUCGGGGUGAUACAAUCUUACUCAAAAUAUUCACGGCCACCCUCGAGAACGCAGUACGAAAAUUGGAAUGGAAGGACAUGGGCCUCGAGAACGCAGUACGAAAAUUGGAAUGA
Molecule: messenger RNA, 1023 nt
Organism: Necator americanus (New World hookworm)
Lineage: Eukaryota; Metazoa; Nematoda; Chromadorea; Rhabditida; Ancylostomatidae
Exons: 3
Coding region: 1-1023 (340 amino acids)
Source: RefSeq, a predicted model, not a curated record